CAAUGCUACACAACAAGCAUGGGUUCGAAAACAAAAAGAGGAAAAGCGAAGAAAGCAGGGGCAAAAGUCAGUCAUUACAAACUCUCCAACAAAAGACUUACAAAGUUAGCCAAACAAGGUAAAUUGAAGAAGAAUUUAAAGAAGAACAAACAGCUCAUAGAACAGAAACUAAAGCAGCUGAAAGGAGGUAAAAAUGCAGAGAUCAUACAUCAAAAUUCUGACCUGGAAGAGGAAGAUAGAGUGGACAUUGAUGAUGUGGAAAUUUUUUCCAACCCAAACUGCAGUUUUGUGGAAGGAAUUGCAAAAGGGGUGAAGAGGCAGUCCUACAGUGAUCCAGUGGCGCAGUAUGAACAGGUGCCCAGGAGAAUGCACCAUGAGGAAGAACCAGUAUUAAAGCCACUGCUGCCUAUCAAAAGCAAACAAGGCCUUGUUGUUAGGAUGGGAGUGCAAGAGGAAGAUGAAAAGUCAAAAGAGGACAGUGUGAUAAAUGAAGAUGCUGCUGAAAAAAUACCAGAACCCUGUGAACCACUUCCAGCACUGAGUACAGCACAGUUGUUUGCACAGAGGCAAGAAAAACUGAGAGAAGUAAAGCAGAAGAUUGCACUGCUGGCUGGUGCCAUCAUUGAAAACCCAGAAGAAAAUAUGCGAAAACUUAAAGAACUAAGGGUGAUGCUGGAGUUUCAAGAUCCCCAGUUAUUUAUAACAGUACGUAAACUGGCCAUGCUGUCACUGCUGGAGGUGUUCAAGGAUAUCAUUCCUGGCUACAGAAUAAGGCCUCCUACAGAUAAAGAAAAAGAGCAGUCAAUGAAACUGGAAACCAAAAAAAUCAGGGACUUUGAAGAAAGUCUAAUUCACAACUACAAGCUUUAUCUCCAGUUCUUGGAAAGAAUGUCAGCAGGAGUGAAUGCCAAACCAACCAAGAAAAAAGCAAAAUAUAUCAAAGAAAGGAAUGCCUUUCCACAAGAGGCAGCAAAGGUGCUACGAGAGCUGUCAGUUCAUUGUAUGUGUGAUUUGCUGGUGACACACCAGAACUUCAACUUUAGAAGCAAUCUUGUGACAGUGGUAGUGCCAUUCAUGAACCACAAGAAUGUCAAGGUGAGGCAUCAAGGCUGA
Lingula anatina is the source of this 1113-nucleotide messenger RNA. RefSeq names its product nucleolar complex protein 3 homolog. Gene Ontology annotation, cellular component: nucleolus. Gene Ontology annotation, biological process: DNA replication initiation. The record is from RefSeq and is a predicted model, not a curated record. Lineage: Eukaryota; Metazoa; Brachiopoda; Lingulata; Lingulida; Lingulidae. Gene Ontology annotation, molecular function: chromatin binding.